AUUAACUUCGUAUAUUCUUACGACUAUGAUAAUUAUUUUACUUCAUAUAAUUUUUUAUUCUAUUCAGUUUAUUUCUAACACCGUAAUGUAUUUAUUACAGGAUUUUUUGAAUUGUACAGUUUUUAGCUGGGAACCGGACACGAGUUGUAUUCCACAAGAAAGUGAUAUCUGCUAUGAAAGAAUUUCUAAAUAUGCUAGCGAAGUAUGGGCUAAUCUAAAUAAUUUCGAAGAAAUGAUCGAAUCAAAUAUAAAGCAUCCUAAAAAUAGCAAAGAAUGCAUGAAAUACAUAGGAACACUUUUUGAAAGAAAUUUGGAAGUUUGCGAAAAUGUUAAAAAUAUGACAUUCAUCUGUGACAUUAUUGAACUUAUGUUUCCAGAAGAAAUCAUGAAAGGAGAAAAGUGAUACAGCUGUAUGCAGCUAUACAGUAUAAAUAGUUUCUUACAAUAAUUUUAAACUAAUUGUAGCUUUAAAUCGAUAUCAGUCAAUAUUAUGUAUCUAAGCAAUGCUGUUUAUUUGUAUUUUAAACAAUAAAUCAAUAAUUUUACGCAAUUUA
Molecule: messenger RNA, 554 nt
Organism: Centruroides sculpturatus (bark scorpion)
Lineage: Eukaryota; Metazoa; Arthropoda; Arachnida; Scorpiones; Buthidae
Exons: 5
Coding region: 26-403 (125 amino acids)
Source: RefSeq, a predicted model, not a curated record